AUGGGAGCUCAUGCUUCCGGUAACGAUGAUGGGAAACCGGACGCGGACAGCUAUCCACCAACUUACUUCGCCCUCGCCGAUCAUGCCGGUGUUAUGUUUGCCCAUAUCGCCCUGAUGGCGGUUGCUUGGGUGUUCUUGCUCCCUGUUGCUGUCAUGCUGUCCUUGGCACGAUCCCGGCACACGCUCGCGCUGCAAUUCGUUUUUCUAGCCGUCAACGCCCUGGGUGUUCUCCUUAGCGUUGUCUACAACGCGAAGACUCCUGAUUUGUACCCGAGCAAUGCGCACCACAAGGUCGGAUGGGUCGCGACCUGGGUCAUCACGGCCCAGAUUCUCGUGGGCCUGCUCGGGCGCGUCGCCGGGCGUUGGCGGAGAGACCCGGUCGCCGGCGGCUUUGGCAAUGCUGCCGAGCACCAUGCCUUUAUUCCGGUCUCCGCCGCGUCUGUGGAAGAGCAGCGCCGACUUGACGAAAUGCGCUUUUCGUCCCCCUACCGUCAGUCAAACGACAGCGGCCAGGGCACCGAGCCGAAUACCGAGUCACUCCGCAGCGACUCGGCAUCCGGUCGGACCUCGCCAAGAUUCUCGGAUGCUCGGAAGGAAUAUGUCGACGUGGAAGACGUGGGAGAUGGCUUCCCCAUGCCGAUGCCUUCCGGGAACGGCGGCCCUUCCAUCCUCGGAAGGGUGUCUAGUCUGCUCUCAUCCCGCGUCUGGAGAGGGCUGAUGUUCGCGUAUGACAUUUUGGAUAGAAUUAUCCUCCUUUUGGGUUUCAUCGCCUUCUGUCUUGGGAUCAUUACCUAUGGCCGCUUAUUUGAGGGUCAUGGUGUCUUCAGUGGCUUGGCUCAUUGGAUAAAAGGAGGCGUAUUUUUCUGGUUCGGCAUCCUCACUCUUGGACGCUGGAGCGGAAGCUUUGGCGAGUUGGGAUGGGCAUGGAAUGUUCGCCCGAACCAAGCGAAGCGCAAGUGGCGGCCGUCGGCAGAGUUUAUCGAGAGUUUCUCCAUCUUCUUCUAUGGUGCGACCAACGUCAUGUUGGAACACCUGGGUAACUGGGGUGGUGAAUGGGGAUCACGGGACCUUGACCAUCUCUCCAUCCCGAUCCUGUUCAUUGGAGGUGGACUGCUUGGCAUGCUCGUUGAGUCGACCCGCGUGCGAGACCUCCUUCACACCACGGUUUCCGAAGCGGCGCUCACUGCACCCAAGCCCCCCUACGACCAAGAAGAGGGCCACGACAGCUCUCUACAGCCUCCAAAGCAGUACGGAUUCUCAACUAACCCGAUCCCCGCACUCGUCAUCUUGCUUCUGGGCUUCAUGAUGAGCGCGCAUGAGCAGGGUUCCAUGGUUUCGAGCAUGCUUCACACGCAAUGGGGCGAGUUGGUCGCCGGCGCGGCAGUCGCCCGCGGGCUCACUUACUUCCUCCUCUAUCUCAAGCCUCCGCAGUCCGUCCUUCCGUCGAGGCCGCCCACGGAGUUGCUAACGUCGUUUGGUCUCAUUGCUGGAAGUAUCAUUCUCAUGGCCAGUAGCAGCGAUACCGUUGAGGGCAUGAUCCACUACAACCUUAACGGCAUGUUCAUGUAUAACUUCACCAUGGGAUUCGUCGGUGUGUUGAUGGCUUGGGUAAUCAUAGUAUUGGCCAUCAAGGGGUGGGCAGUUCGUAAGGAGACUCGGGGGCGAUUCAAUAUGUCCCACUGA
This is a messenger RNA of Sodiomyces alkalinus F11, 1683 nucleotides long. RefSeq lists its product as hypothetical. The record is from RefSeq and is a predicted model, not a curated record. Lineage: Eukaryota; Fungi; Ascomycota; Sordariomycetes; Glomerellales; Plectosphaerellaceae. Bases 1 to 1683 code for a protein of 560 amino acids. The transcript is spliced from 6 exons.